Molecule: messenger RNA, 1396 nt
Organism: Arvicanthis niloticus (Nile rat)
Lineage: Eukaryota; Metazoa; Chordata; Mammalia; Rodentia; Muridae
Source: RefSeq, a predicted model, not a curated record
CCUCCCCCGCGCCCUCCCUGGUGUGGUUUGGGCCACGCAUAAAAAGCUCCCGGGCCUAGGGCUCUCUCGGUUCUGAGAUCUCUUUCUUGUCUCUGCUCGCGUCUGGUCGUCCGCGUGUCCGGCUCUUGCCCACGCAGGCUUAGCCUCAAAAGUGACCUUGGGAAGGCAAAACAAAGGGUCUUCUGAGGCACUAAUGACCAAGCUUGCGUGGAUCUCUGAUUUCAGUCAUGGCCUCUGGCAACGCGCACAUCGGAAAGCCGGCCCCUGACUUCACGGCCACCGCGGUGGUGGAUGGAGCCUUCAAGGAAAUCAAGCUUUCAGACUACAGAGGGAAGUACGUGGUCCUCUUUUUUUACCCACUGGACUUCACUUUUGUUUGCCCCACGGAGAUCAUCGCUUUUAGCGACCACGCUGAGGACUUCCGAAAGCUAGGCUGCGAGGUGCUGGGAGUGUCUGUGGACUCUCAGUUCACCCACCUGGCGUGGAUCAAUACCCCACGGAAGGAGGGAGGCUUGGGCCCCCUGAAUAUCCCUCUGCUUGCUGACGUGACUAAGAGCUUGUCCCAGAAUUACGGCGUGUUGAAAAAUGAUGAGGGCAUCGCUUACAGGGGCCUCUUUAUCAUCGAUGCCAAGGGUGUCCUUCGACAGAUCACAGUCAAUGACCUACCUGUGGGGCGUUCUGUAGAUGAGGCUCUCCGCCUAGUCCAGGCCUUUCAGUAUACAGACGAGCAUGGAGAAGUCUGUCCUGCUGGCUGGAAGCCCGGCAGCGACACGAUCAAGCCCAAUGUGGAUGACAGCAAGGAAUACUUCUCCAAACACAACUGAGAUGGGUAAACAUCGGUGAGCCUGAAUCUUGGAUCUUACCUGUGCCCCAACCUGGAUGUCCUGUGCUGGCCCAGAAAACGCUAGAUCUUCUUCCACACUCUGAAGGGGCUGGAGGCUAGGCCGAGGCUUUCUCAUUACCCACCCGAAAUCUGGUGAAUAGUGACCCUGCCCUGAGCACACCCAGCUGGGCCCAGAUCUAUAGGAAACCAAUAAAGUAUUAGGGACAGUGUAAGUCUGUGUUGGUGUGUGUUUAGUAGUCGACUCCGACCCCAUCUUUACCUUCUGGCUUGUACAGCUGACUGUAAUUACUUCUCUUCACCACAAGGUGGCAGCAUCGCCUCAUUCACUCCAUGGUCCAAGCAUGGUGAGAAGCAGGGAGAACUAUAAAUAUUAAGGUUGGAGGAAUCCUUAAGAGCACUUGGGGCUCCUGCAGACGACCCGUGUUCCAUUCCUGGAACUUAAGUAGUUGCUUAUGACCUUCCUUAACGUCAGUUCCAACGCCCUGGUCUGGUCCUCCAACACCAGGCGUGCACAUGAAUAUGGGCAGAACAUGCAUAGACAUGAAUACAUCU